Messenger RNA from Triticum urartu, 1218 nucleotides. The record is from RefSeq and is a predicted model, not a curated record. Lineage: Eukaryota; Viridiplantae; Streptophyta; Magnoliopsida; Poales; Poaceae.
AUGGGAGUGCAUCUCGCGAAUGCCUACGUCCAGGCUCAGGUUCGAAGCAUACCGCUCGGAUGACAAGAGGCUCAAUUUCCUGCCCUUCUAUGGACGACGCAGCGGCGGCGAUAGCAAGAUGCUCUGCAUGGACGCCGCUGGCCACACCGUGCUCUGUGAUGCCGCUGGCCUCUCUGUCAUGCCGGCUCCCUGCCUUAACGAACCCAAGGUUGACAGCCCUGUUUCUUUCUCCAUCACCCGCACCAACGUGGAAACCCCCAAUCGCGCCGAUGCUCUCUACGUCCUCGACAGAUUUGUCACGAGCCGCAACUCCUUCAACUUCGAGGCACUCAUGUUUGGCGAGAAGACUUGGGACUGGGUUCGGCUUCCACCGCCGCCCUAUGUCAACAACCCGGCCUACAACUCCACAUCCAUCCAGUCCUACACGCUCCUGGCUGAUGGCUCCACCAUUUGCAUCUCCUCCCCUCGGCACAGCCUCGUCGGCACCUACUGCUUCGACACGAUUAGCUGUAAGUGGAGCAAGGCUGGCCGCUGGGCGCUGCCUUUGUACGGCCGGGCUGAGCAUGUCCCUGAGCUGGGCAACCUCUGGUUCGGCAUGGCCGACAACAGCCCCCACAAUUUUUCCGCAUUGGACCUCUCCAACCUAGACGGGGCUCCAAAGUUGCUUCAAGACUGGCAAGACCUUGACCCGCCUGAGGAUUGGGUGCAGAUGAGGUGCAGCCUGCUGUACCUGGGCGCGGGCAAGUUUUGCAUAACCAAAUUCUUCAACAUCGGGGACCCAGACACAGAGGACAACACAACCGCUGCUGUGCUCACCGGAGUGGAGGUGCUGUGUGGAGUUUCUGGUGGGGAGGUGGUGCACGGGGGAUCGUCCGAACUCCAGAUGAUCAAGCACAAGUCUUUUAUCAGCUAUGACGGCAUCCAGUGCGUCCUCUGAAAUACGUACCAGGGAAGUCGUUAAAACGAGAGCAAAUGAAUUAUGAGCAUUUUAGAAGACGGCCGAGUGGUUGUUUUCGUUGCAGCUGUUUCCAUUGGAGGCCUUGUUCGUUUUAUGGAUCUAUUUUCCGCUGGGAUUGGGUUGAUCUCCACCAUUUCUUCUGCUAGAGAAAUAUAGAUCCUAGCACUUUUAAACCAUUUGAUUAGUCCGCAUGAGUGAUUGAACUGAAAAGAACAAGCAAGCAUGCAUGCUUUCAAUCUUUUGGCUAGAAUUUCACAAAA